AUGGAGACAUCGGGGGAGGAUGAGAACGAGACACUCGAUUUCUGGCGAGAUUGGGAUCUGAGCAAUCUGACUGAAACCGAGUAUCUGAAUAAGGUGCUGGGACCCAGGUACUUGCCUCUGAGAUUAGUGAUACCUCUUACGAUCGCCUACCUGCUGAUCUUUGUCGCUGGCGUCUUCGGUAACAUCGUCACAUGCACGGUCAUCGUUCGAAAUGCGUCCAUGCAGACAGCCACAAAUUACUAUCUUUUCAGUCUGGCUAUAUCUGAUCUCACUCUACUUAUGCUGGGUCUUCCCAAUGAGUUGAGUGUAUUUUGGCAGCAAUAUCCGUGGGCUCUGGGUGCGGGACUUUGCAAGAUACGAGCAUAUGUGUCGGAGAUGUCGUCUUAUGUGUCAGUUCUCACGAUCGUAGCAUUCUCUAUGGAGAGGUAUUUGGCCAUCUGUCAUCCGUUGCGCGUAUAUUCGAUGAGCGGUCUCAAAAGACCAACACGCUUCAUCCUUGCGGCCUGGUCGAUCGCGAUGAUCUCGGCAAUACCAUUUGCUAUUUAUACCAAGGUCAAUUUCGUCGAAUAUCCGCCAGGAUCCGGGAAUUAUUCGGCUGAUUCGGCAAUUUGCGCGAUGCUUCUGCCCGAUAUGCCAAAAUUUCCGCUUUACGAACUCAGUUCUAUCGUAUUCUUUUUGAUACCGAUGUUCAUAAUCCUUGUAGUAUAUACGAGAAUGGGACUAAAAAUUAAGAGCAGUACCAAAAAAAUGCUUGGUCCAAUACAAGGCUUUGUUCAUGGUGAUUCUCGACAGACUCAAUCCAGAAAAUCUGUCAUCAGGAUGUUGAGCGCGGUCGUUAUCAUGUUCUUCCUCUGUUGGGCUCCAUUUCACGCCCAACGUCUGCUUUACAUUUACGCACAAGAUUCUGAUUAUUAUCCAGAUUUAAACGAAUGGCUGUAUAUUCUUAGUGGAUGUCUGUAUUAUUUCAGCACCACUGUCAAUCCUAUUCUCUAUAAUUUAAUGAGCAUCCGAUAUCGCCAGGCGUUCAAACAAACGAUAUGCUGCAGAACAAAGAGACCAACGAAUAAAAUCUUAAUGGAUAAAGGAUCUCAUUUGCGUAGACGUAAUUCUGUGAACAAAAUUCGCGAUCGAAGCGUCAUGUACUCUAUUAGACAUAGCAUGGCUCAAGUCAAAGAGAUAUUCUGUUUUAUACCGAACAGACAGGAAAAUACCAAGAAUAGAAAUAGCGAAAAUACAAGCAGUUUUCCUCAAAAUGCUUACUUGUUACAAAAGAAAGAUUCAUCUUCGAUAUUUCUCUUUGAACGAGGACAUUUACUCGUUCACCAACAACCUAGCAACGAAAGCACAACGUCUACGAAAAGAUCAGAAGAUACGAUUUCCAUAGCUAAAACCAAUUUGUGAUUUAUCUUCAUUUUCUGUAUUUGUAAACCAAAUAGCGCGCAACAUUGUAAAUAAUUUGUUUGAACUAUUGAUUAUAUAAACAUUAAAAGAAUUUUACAGCAUUGUAUAACAUUGUAAAUAACU
This is a messenger RNA of Camponotus floridanus (Florida carpenter ant), 1524 nucleotides long. Its product is annotated as neuropeptides capa receptor. Gene Ontology annotation, biological process: neuropeptide signaling pathway. The coding region runs from base 1 to 1401 and encodes 466 amino acids. Gene Ontology annotation, molecular function: neuromedin U receptor activity. The record is from RefSeq and is a predicted model, not a curated record. Lineage: Eukaryota; Metazoa; Arthropoda; Insecta; Hymenoptera; Formicidae. The transcript is spliced from 6 exons. Gene Ontology annotation, cellular component: plasma membrane.